Molecule: messenger RNA, 588 nt
Organism: Vicia faba (fava bean)
Lineage: Eukaryota; Viridiplantae; Streptophyta; Magnoliopsida; Fabales; Fabaceae
Source: the annotation of a GenBank genome assembly
AUGUAUCUCCAAUGGAAUCUGAAGUCUCAAAGGAAUCAUCAACAAGUUUGGCAUGACAAUCCUAAUAUUAUUGUUCAUAUUGAUUGUUCUUCCCACAAGCAAGAAGUUGUCAUUGAAGGGAAGAUUGAUGGUCAGGUUGGAGGUCCUCCCAACAUUGAACAACCAACAUUGGUUCAAACGAAGAAGCUAAAGAAGAAUAGUGAUUAUGACAUAAUUCUUCCUAUUGGAGUUCCUUCUCAUAUUUAUAGAGUUUUGAUUAAUCAAAAACAUGAUAUUGUGUUUGGUGAAGCUGAUAUUGGUGUUCCUCUUACUGCUGGUGGAAAUGUGAUUGAUGUUACACUCAUGUUUGGACCUAUAAGAGGUCAUCAUGUCAUUCAAAAGUCUUUUGGUGAGAUGACUCAUAAACCAAAUGUUGAUAAAUAUGUGCCAAACAUCUUGUCUGGCAUGUUGAUAGAGUCUCAAAUUCAUAAAGAGAAUGGUGAUGUGACCCCUGAGAAUAAUUUUGUGAGUGAUAAUGAUCAUAUCCAUGAAGAUGUUGAGGUUGAUACCAUUUUAACCCACAGUGAUGUUGUUAAUAACCAUGAUUAG